GAAUGACGGAUCGUAAUGAAUGAGGGGAGAUUGGUGAAGAGUAAGGUGACGUCAUAUUGCAUAAUUUUCCGAUCCAAGGCACCCACAUGAUUUCCAAACGAUUUUGAGAGAAUCAGGCAAAACAAUCGUCUCUAAAUUUUUUAUCUGAGCGAUUCUUGACCUGUGGAUCGCAAAGUUUAGAGACAACAGAGGGUUUUCUGCCACUUCCGGUGUCCAGUUCUGUUCCAUCUACCCAUAGGUAGAUUUUGUUUAUGGAUCUAGGGGGAUGCUGCCACCUCCUGUGGAUGCUGUCACUUCCGGUGGCUAGGAUGGCAGCUAGUGGGACUGCAAAGAUCCAACAAGUUGGAAAACCCAGUAAGACAUACUCAAUGAAAGGAAAGGAAAUUGCAUCAAGAAAAGGAAAAACAAGGCCCCCACUUAAUUUCCUAUCGAUUUUGCAUAAUGCAAAGAAACUGAUCGACACGUCUUGUCCUGAUAAGCUGUGUAAGCAGCUCUACACUGGAGUAUUCUUAGAAGACGAGAAACUGAAGUAUUUUGUCGACGAGAACACAAACAAGAAUUGCUUCAUGCUUUUUGCAAGGAAACUUGAUAUCUGUUGGAUUGAUAAUCCUAAAUAUUGGGAAUGGACCAAAGAGGAGACAAGUGGUGAAGAGAUUGAAGUGGCUGAGCUAAUAGAGGUAUGUUGGUUCGAUAUUAGAGGGAAGUUUGAUAGAACAAUUGAUCUCUCACCAGGAGCAAUGUAUGAAAUUGUUUUUGUCGUGAGGAUGAUUGAUGACGAUGUGUACCAGACUCAUAUAUCAAAUUGUACAGUGACGCUUGUCAUGAUUCUCCCGCGUUCAAGAACGCAACGUAAUGAAAGUUUAGAAGGAAAGCCUGUAGAAGAAUGGUUUGAGAUCCUGGUGGGUGAGUUUAUCAUGUCACCAGAAAACGUUGGAAGCGUCGAAUUCUCCAUGGAGGAACAUGGUCCAGACUGGAAGGGUGGGCUUAUUGUGAAAGGUGCUCUCAUUCGACCCAAGGUGUAAAUAACUUUAGGCACUUGGAUGGUUGGUAAACUUCUCUAUAUCCCAAGAAUAUCCAAUGCAAUUAAUGUGAGAACAUGUGUAGUGGAAUACGUAAGCAAAUUAUUAUUAUUAUUAUUAUUAUUAUUUUGUAGAAUGCUUGUAUGAUAUAUUUGUCCUAAUUUUUUGUAUGAGAUUGCAUGGAUUCAUGGGUCUAUACAUAUUUGAGUCAUUAGAAUUUA
Camellia sinensis is the source of this 1240-nucleotide messenger RNA. Its product is annotated as protein PHLOEM PROTEIN 2-LIKE A1. Lineage: Eukaryota; Viridiplantae; Streptophyta; Magnoliopsida; Ericales; Theaceae. Gene Ontology annotation, molecular function: carbohydrate binding. The record is from RefSeq and is a predicted model, not a curated record.